Molecule: messenger RNA, 3617 nt
Organism: Heteronotia binoei (common prickly gecko)
Lineage: Eukaryota; Metazoa; Chordata; Lepidosauria; Squamata; Gekkonidae
Gene: PTAR1
Product: protein prenyltransferase alpha subunit repeat containing 1
Exons: 7
Coding region: 110-1414 (434 amino acids)
Biological process (GO): protein prenylation
Cellular component (GO): cytoplasm
Molecular function (GO): protein prenyltransferase activity
Source: RefSeq, a predicted model, not a curated record
GCCGACCCGGAUGCGCUUUGCUUUCCCCGGCCUGCCUGUGUGAGGCGACGGUGCCGCCGACAGUAACAGCAGAGGCGGCGGCCGGCAGCAGGGGAGGCGGGGACCGAAGAUGGCCGAGUCCCCAGAGGAGGUGGCGGUGCUGGUGCAGCGGGUGGUGAAGGACAUCAACAAUGCCUUCAAGAGGAACCCCCACAUUGAUGAAAUCGGAUUAAUUCCUUGCCCGGAAGCCAGAUAUAACCGAAGCCCUAUAGUCUUGGUAGAAAACAAACUUGGAGUGGAAAGCUGGUGCGUCAAGUUUCUGUUGCCUUAUGUUCAUAACAAGCUUCUUCACUAUAGACAACGAAAACAAUGGCUGAACAAAGAAGAAUUGAUAGAUAUUACAUGUACGCUGCUGCUGCUAAAUCCAGACUUCACUACUGCUUGGAAUGUCAGGAAAGAACUAAUACUAUCUGGCACUUUAAAUCCAGUUAAAGAUUUACAUCUUGGGAAACUGGCGCUAACUAAGUUUCCGAAGAGUCCAGAAACUUGGAUUCACAGACGAUGGGUGCUGCAACAACUAAUUCAGGAAAACUCCUUGCCCACUCUUGUGAUUAAAGGGAAUUUGGAAAUGGCACCAACAGAAAGGAUACAACGAUUAGUAAAAGAAGAAAUGGAUGUCUGUUGUGAAGCUGCUGGGAGAUAUCCAAGCAAUUAUAAUGCCUGGUCCCAUCGCAUCUGGGUUUUACAACACUUGGCAAAGCUCAGUACAAAGAUUCUACUUGAUGAACUUUCUUCCACUAAACACUGGGUUUCCAUGCAUGUUUCAGACCAUAGUGGAUUCCACUACCGCCAGUUUUUAUUAAAGUCCUUGAUUGGCAGAACCGUGACUGACUAUACUGUUCAGAUGCAUAAUCAGCCAAACAAUCAACAAGCACCCAGUCUUCCAAAAGCUGAAGGAAAUAAUGAAGUGGAUGCUGCCUAUGUGGAAGAACAAAGGCCAGAUCACCCUUUUCUUCUAAAGGAAGAAGUAGAGCUCUGCACUGAUUUAAUUAAUAGUUAUCCAGGGCAUGAAACUCUAUGGUGUCACAGACGGCACGUGUUCUAUCUUCAGCACCACUUAAAGAACAAACUUGUACUUCUGAACACCCAGGCAGGGGCUGCAGACAGCAGCGAUGGAACUCUGAAUAACACUCACCCUGGUGGUGCCCUUGGUCAUGUGACUCAGGCCAUGGAUGUUGAUGGUUUGAUUGAAUUCAACAAACAAGGCUACACUCAAGAAAUCAAGCGGCUGAAACGUGCUCCUCUGCAGGACUCUGUCAGUCUGGAAGCAGAAUACAGAUUCACUGACCAGGUUCUAUCAACUUGCAGGGAUGUAGAACAGGCAAGGUUUGCUGGUGCAUACAGAAAAUGGCUGGGUUCUUUUCUAGGUCAGUGAAGGAGGAAAUUAAAAAAAACUGCAGGGUCCCUUGUUUAGUGCAAUAUUCUCUUUUUGAAACACAGGUGCACAUUAUGGCUCUUGGCACUUUCCACCCUUUUGAUGUUGUUGUCAGUGCUGGAACUUCAUCUGCAAUGAUGGCUUUAGUUUUAUAUAUAUAUACACACACACAUACAUUUUAAAAUAUCCUGGUUUUUAUUAAAGCUUCUUCUGCACUUACAUUUCUGUAUAGGAUAACUCCUUCUAGUUUUAGUACAAACUUGAAAACAAAUGCCCCUUAAAUUAAGAUGAAUAGAAAUUUUUAAGUAGAUAACCUAGGUGGGUUUCCUGACUAGAAGCAAGUUUGCUUUCAAAUCUCCCUUCUAUAACAAAUGCUCAAGAAGCACUCAGAGCCAUUGGCCAUUGAAGACAAACCAAUAAGCUGUGCAGAUUAGUUUUUGGCAAGAUUGAUUUUGAAUAAGAUAUUUUUUUGUUAUAUCAUUGCAUUGCCUUCAUUGCUCUACUGCUCUUCUGUAAGAAUUCAGGCUAUAGUUGACCUGUUUCCAGUGCACAUUUGAAUUGCUCUGAGGACAUUCCAGUACUAUAACUCAUUUUUGCAUUGUAGUGCCAGUGAAGUAUAGAUGAUACAAAAUAGAAGAGUUGUGAUAAGACUAUCAUAUCUCUGCCUUAUACACAUACACCAUGCAUCCACCAUCAGUUAUAUGGUUAUGUAAAACUCUUCAUUACAUAUCAUAUUUUUAUUUAUUUUCCUUUGUCAGUGUUAAUUAUGUGUAUUUCCAUAUGUAUUGUGAACACUACAGAUAUGUGCAGCUCUUCUUAAGUGUGACAUGCCAUAGACAAAUCAGUUCAGGUGUUUAGAAUUAAAAGAGGCUAAGGUAACUGGCCUUAUUGAGUUUAAACAAGAAAAUAAUGCCCUGUGGCUGUUCUGUCAUUGAGAAAGGACUGUUAUGUCCAGUCUCUUCUACCUAGCAGCCUUUUACCAUUAUGUUUAAAUCUAUCAAACAUAAACUGGGUGCAGAAGCAAUUAAUUUUCCUUCUUUUAGCGCUUUCCUACAUUUGGAAUUUUGAAACUAUUAUAGCGCUACCAUGAAACACUUUUUCUCUGUAUGUGUAGGUCCCAGCUCUGUUUCCCCCAAAGCUCACACAGGACUGAUGUGUGAGUGGGAUUCUUUGUUGAUGUCAGUUAGAGUAGCCUCAUUGUGUGUUUGGUGAAGGUUUGGCCUGGAGCACACCAAUAUGGAAAUUCUUUCUGUACAAGGAACACCUGAAUUGAACAGACACGACAGGAUUCCGUUUGUCAUGAUGAAGCCAAUGGUCCAUAUGUAUGCGUGUGCACAUUUUCUCAAAGCAUAUACUGCUCGUUUAGAAAUGUAUCAUUUUACAAUGUGCUUGCUAAAAUAAUAGUUUGAUCAGGUUUCUCACCCAAGCUGGGGUGGCUCCAAAUAUUGAAAUGUUUCCAUUCACAAUCUUUGUGCCUGUUUUCUUUGUACAAAGUGGAAAGCUGCAUACUGCUGCUUUUCUAGGUAAGAAACUAGUAAAGCUGUAGAGCAGCUUGAUUCUGUUGUCCUAAAGGGUGGCUUUUAUUGGGCAGCUUAAAUCUCAUGCAAGUAUUGGAACAAAUUAGUUUGCCAAAUGAAUAGUGACAUUUCUUUAGUAUCACGAAGCCUGUCUUUAAUUGGAGAGGCUUUGAAAUAAAAGGAACUGGCCACCCAGGAAAAAGAUCCCCUUCCUCCUCCCCCAGCAGAUAAAUAGUUUCUGGUUGUAGCUAACCCAUUCCCUGAAAGUAAAACGUUUCAGAUUUGAGUUUUUAAUGUACAGUUGGAUAGUACUAGAAAUACCAGGGUAAUACAGAGAAUAUUAUCUUCUAAUAUAGUUACAUUUUAUUUUUACAACAAUAUCAUAGGGCAUAGUUCACUAAGACUGGGGUUGGUGCAUCCCCCGUUUAUUUUGAAGGGGUCUUGUGUGAUUCACACACAAUUCAGAGAAGUAUGUGUAAUACCAGUCCAUAAUGGAUUUUAGUUUAUUUGUAGUCUCUCACUUUUUGCAUUCCUGCAGUUUAGCCAGAGAGAGAGAGAAGGAUAUGUGAAGUGGGGAUGCAAUAAAGAAUGUUGUUCAUGAUGGGCAGAUAAUUCCCUGUUUGCUCGAGCUGGAUUGAUUUUAUGAGAGCUUUCAAAGAUAAUAGUGAAACGUGAGUUGAAAUCCA